Clarias gariepinus (North African catfish) is the source of this 888-nucleotide messenger RNA. It is a transcript of the gene smim7, whose product is annotated as small integral membrane protein 7. The record is from RefSeq and is a predicted model, not a curated record. The transcript has 5 exons. Lineage: Eukaryota; Metazoa; Chordata; Actinopteri; Siluriformes; Clariidae. The coding region runs from base 65 to 298 and encodes 77 amino acids.
UUGCCGUCAACGUGCACCAUUUUAAAACUGCCAGAAGAAGAGGAGGAGGCUAUAAGCUGACAAGAUGAUCGGCGAUCUGUUAAUUUUCUGCACUUUGUUAAUGAACGCCGGCGCUGUUUUGAACUUUAAACUGAAAAGGAAAGAGUCGCAGUCGCACGGAUUCGGUGAUGAUCCAGGCCGAGCCACUACAGGUGAUAACAUCCGGGAGUUUUUACUGAGUCUGCGCUACUUCCGCAUUUUUAUAGCGCUGUGGAACAUCUUCAUCAUGUUCUGCAUGAUCCUGUUAUUUGGAUCCUAACCCAGUCCCUGUUCCCAGCCUGGACACACUAACAUGAAGGACAAUCCUCAACACUUUUCUUUUUCUCUAGUGGGAUGUUCAACUCUGGCUUAGCCCUCUCAAGCAGGAAAUUUCUUAUUCGUUUCCUCUACUGUAUCCACUUAGCCACUGUCUCAUGGGUCAACUAAAGGUUAUGUCAAAAGACUUAAAGAUGUGUGUUGAACAUGCUGUCUUUAUUCAUGUCAGACUGACGCAUUGCCUAAAUUCGCAUGUCAGUUGAUGUGCUUGUGAUCGUCAGCGUUUUGUGAACAUCAGGUCAUGCAUUGUGCAUCGGAUAAUAGAGCAGCGUCCUGAAUUUAAUAAUAUGUUUUUCUCAACUAAAAAAAAUCAAAAACAAUUUUGUUGUAAUAGGGGAAAUAAGUAGUCAAUGUUGUUUUGACUAUUGAAUUAUUUUAUUAAAUGAGAAACCAUUUUAAAACAAAUUAUUAAACAAGAUCACAUUGUUUAAAUGUUUAAAAAACAGCUGUUGGUUUUAGUCAGUUUCGAUGCAAAAGUCUAAACUGAUUUUAAUUUUCUUGCCACUAAGCUUCUAUUAAAAGUGACUUGCAUUA